Messenger RNA from Anolis sagrei ordinatus, 1580 nucleotides. The record is from RefSeq and is a predicted model, not a curated record. Lineage: Eukaryota; Metazoa; Chordata; Lepidosauria; Squamata; Anolidae.
AUUCCCCUGCUUUCUCCAUUCAGCUCAAAGAGAAAGAGUGAAAAGAGAGAGUGCCGGGGAGAAGAACUUUCCUCUAGGAAGCGUGGAAGGAAAGAAGGAAGGAAGGAAGGAAGGAAGGAAAGAAAACCUUGCUUGAUCCCUCAAGGCUUUCCUCCGCUCUUGCUUUUGGGAUUACCUCUGGCAGCCAGGACCUUUGUGCAUCCCAUGUGGCUUCCAAGAUUUCCUGGAAAGCCCACAUUGACAAGGAUUUCUCUAUAAUCCACCCUGAGAUUCUAACACACUGGAAGGCAUCAGUUUUCCUCUCCGUUGCUUUGCUUUGAGGGUCAAGAAUGAUGCUCCACCAUUAUAAAGGCUCUUUACGGAUCCUCAGUUCCAUAGUUGUCCUUGGAUUUCAGCUUGUCAUCCCACAACCCUCGAUUGAACACAGAAAGGUGCCCCAGAGGAUAGAAGAGCAAAACACUGCCGCAGAAGAAGACAAUGGAGGGAUCCCAGGCGUAUGGGGCAGCUGGGGACCCUGGUCGGCUUGCUCUAGAAGCUGCAGCGGCGGAGUGAUGGAGCAAACGAGACCUUGCCUCCCGGGAUAUUAUUACGAGAGGAACUAUCGUAGGCCGGGGCAAUACGCAGCCCCUGAACGAACCUUGGCUCCUCACCAGCAACCUCCUCACCAAGAACAGCAGCUCAGCCCUUACUCCGGGCACGUUAUCUCCGCCAUUCGGACAUCAGUGCCUCUUCACAGGAAUGAGGAGGCCUCCCGGGCCAGCUUUCGAAUGGGAGUCCCCUCGGGAGGACGCAAUGACAGCCAUUUGAGCAAGGGGAUACCCAGAGGAGGGAGGCCUUCCCAGUCUCGGAGGCGUAGCCCCAAACUGGAAAGAAGAGGCAGGAAUAAGAAUCCCAUUGGACCUGGGAAGUAUGGCUAUGGGAAAGUGCCCUAUAUAGUCCCGCUGCAGACAGACACGGGUCAAACGCCGCACAAAUCCCGGAGGAAGAGGCAGGUGAGCCAACCGCAGAACGUCGGCGUGCCCUUGGCUCAACCUUCACACCCAUCCCAUCGCCAGAGAAGUUUGUACCAGGACGACCGCAGACCUCCUCUGUCUAGACCUCAACCUGGAAGCGGUUCAUUUUACCAGCCGGCUGCCUCUCACUUCCAGACCUUCCCUGUCGCUCAGAGCUUGUUUCACGAUACGGACCUGAACGGCCGUCUUCCGGGGUCUCGACAGUCAGUCCAAAGCCAAGCAUCUCCGCAAAGGGCAGCCGUGAUCGUCUGCACCGGAGCCUACAAACAGUACAAGCUCUGCAACACAAACCCAUGUCUGGAGAACAGAAACAUCAGGGAGAUCCAAUGCACCUCGUACAACAACAAACCGUUCAUGGGUCGCUUCUACGAAUGGGAACCGUUUGCGGAAGUGAAGGGUAGCCAGAAAUGUGAGCUGAACUGCCGAGCCAUGGGCUACCGAUUCUACGUGCGGCAAGCAGAAAAGGUCAUUGACGGGACUCCCUGUGACCAAAACGGGACCGCCAUCUGUGUGUCCGGACAGUGCAAGAUAGGCGUGCCAGCCUACCCGGAGGUCAUGGCCUUCUAA